Messenger RNA from Paramecium sonneborni, 517 nucleotides. The record is from the annotation of a GenBank genome assembly. Lineage: Eukaryota; Ciliophora; Oligohymenophorea; Peniculida; Parameciidae.
AUGUGGUUAUCAAAUUUACAGUAUCAAUAUAAUGAACAAAAAAUAAAAAAAUAUUGUUUGAUCAAGACAUUAAAGGCCCUUUCGCUAAGUAAAAUGAUAAUUAAAUUUAGAUUAAUUAGCAGAUCAUCAAGAGGAUUCGAUUAAAUUAGGUCUAAGCUUUUCGUAUUAUACCAAUUAUUAACUGCUUUAAUAGUAAUUAAUAUUAUAUUAUUAUUUUAAUCUUGAUCUAAUGUAAUAUAUAUCAAUCAUUUUAUAGGGGUAAUUCCAUUCAAUUCUAAUAGUUGAUCAAGUUGAAUCUACAUAGUUUACAAGAUAUCGAAAUUUUCUUUGUUUAAUUAACAAACCAUGAAAAAAAUUGCAAAACAAUCAUUUAUCAUUUCGCCACUAUACUCUAAAUAAUGAGCUUAUCUUUCUGCAUCAUUAUUAGUUGGAAUAACUUCCCCAUAAACAAGUAGUUUAAUGAAUGCCAUAAUAAAUGUAACUAUAAUUAUGAAUGAUUCACAAUAUCUAUAUUUGU